This is a messenger RNA of Myotis daubentonii (Daubenton's bat), 3463 nucleotides long. RefSeq names its product polypeptide N-acetylgalactosaminyltransferase 1 (gene GALNT1). Gene Ontology annotation, biological process: protein O-linked glycosylation. The record is from RefSeq and is a predicted model, not a curated record. Gene Ontology annotation, cellular component: Golgi apparatus. NCBI's taxonomy places the organism in Eukaryota, Metazoa, Chordata, Mammalia, Chiroptera, Vespertilionidae. Gene Ontology annotation, molecular function: polypeptide N-acetylgalactosaminyltransferase activity.
GGGAGCCGCGGGCAGUGGCCGAGGAGGCGGCGCGGCGGACGGCGGCCCGAGAAGAGCGCCCGCGCUCGGCCCGCGGGACCGCGCCGCCACCGCCCGGGCUGGCCCGGAGGAACGCCCGCGCCGCCGCCGCGCGGACCGAGGAGAUGUGGGACAUAUGGAUUUGGGAUAUGAAUUCAUUUGAAAAACCACUUUGGGGAAUCAGGAACAGCUUAGCAGAGUGGUAUUGACUCGGGAUCUUUCAGGAUGUUGCAGUCAAGAUGUUGGCCAAAGCUGCAGGUUAUGAACGUGAUUUUUGAUGAAACUGGAUUGGAAACAUUUUCAUGAUCUUUGUAUAUUUAUAUAUAUGUAUUUUAAAAUUUUGCAUUUGACUUAAAGUGCCAUGAGAAAAUUUGCAUAUUGCAAGGUGGUCCUAGCCACCUCCUUGGUUUGGGUACUCUUGGAUAUGUUCCUGCUGCUUUACUUCAGUGAAUGCAACAAAUGUGAUGAAAAAAAGGAGAGAGGACUUCCUGCUGGGGAUGUUUUAGAGCCAGUACAAAAGCCUCAUGAAGGUCCUGGAGAAAUGGGAAAACCAGUCGUCAUUCCUAAAGAGGAUCAAGAAAAGAUGAAAGAAAUGUUUAAAAUCAAUCAGUUCAACUUAAUGGCAAGCGAGAUGAUUGCACUCAACAGAUCUUUACCUGAUGUUAGGCUAGAAGGGUGUAAAACAAAGGUGUAUCCAGAUAAUCUUCCUACAACAAGUGUGGUGAUUGUUUUCCACAAUGAGGCCUGGAGCACACUUCUGCGAACUGUCCAUAGUGUCAUAAAUCGCUCACCAAGACACAUGCUAGAAGAAAUUGUUCUAGUAGAUGAUGCCAGUGAAAGAGACUUUUUGAAAAGACCUCUGGAGAGUUAUGUGAAAAAAUUAAAAGUACCAGUUCAUGUAAUUCGAAUGGAACAGCGUUCUGGAUUAAUCAGAGCCAGGUUAAAAGGAGCCGCUGUGUCCAAAGGCCAAGUGAUCACAUUCUUAGAUGCUCACUGUGAGUGCACAGUGGGGUGGCUGGAGCCUCUCUUAGCCAGGAUCAAACAGGACAGGAAAACAGUGGUGUGUCCCAUCAUCGACGUGAUCAGUGAUGAUACUUUUGAGUACAUGGCAGGUUCUGAUAUGACCUAUGGGGGAUUCAAUUGGAAGCUCAAUUUUCGCUGGUACCCUGUUCCCCAAAGAGAAAUGGACAGAAGGAAAGGUGACCGGACUCUUCCUGUCAGAACACCUACCAUGGCCGGAGGACUGUUUUCAAUAGACAGAGAUUACUUUCAGGAGAUUGGAACAUAUGAUGCUGGAAUGGAUAUCUGGGGAGGAGAAAACCUAGAAAUUUCCUUUAGGAUUUGGCAAUGUGGAGGCACCCUGGAGAUCGUUACUUGCUCACAUGUUGGACACGUGUUUCGGAAAGCUACACCUUACACGUUUCCGGGAGGCACAGGACAGAUUAUCAACAAAAAUAACAGACGCCUUGCAGAAGUGUGGAUGGAUGAAUUCAAGAAUUUCUUCUAUAUAAUUUCUCCAGGUGUUACGAAGGUAGAUUAUGGAGAUAUAGCAUCAAGACUUGGUCUAAGACACAAACUCCAAUGCAAACCUUUCUCUUGGUACCUAGAGAAUAUUUAUCCUGAUUCGCAGAUUCCACGUCACUAUUUCUCUUUGGGAGAGAUACGCAAUGUAGAAACAAAUCAGUGUCUUGAUAACAUGGCUAGAAAAGAGAAUGAAAAAGUUGGAAUCUUUAACUGUCACGGUAUGGGAGGCAAUCAGGUUUUCUCUUACACUGCCAACAAAGAAAUUAGGACGGAUGACCUUUGCUUGGAUGUCUCCAAACUCAACGGCCCAGUCACAAUGCUCAAAUGCCACCACCUAAAAGGCAACCAACUUUGGGAGUAUGAUCCCGUGAAAUUGACCCUGCAGCAUGUGAACAGUAACCAGUGCCUGGAUAAAGCCACGGAGGAGGACAGCCAGGUGCCCAGCAUCAGAGACUGCAGCGGAGGCCGGUCCCAGCAGUGGCUUCUCCGCAACGUCACCCUUCCAGAAAUAUUCUGAGACCAAAUUUACACAAGAAAAAAAAUAAGGGUUGACUGGGCUACCUCAGCAUACAUUUCUGCCACAUUCUUACGUAGCAAAAAAGGGACAGUGCUCCCUCCUGCGGGACGUGAGGGUUCUCAGCCAGUAAGACUAGACUCACUCCUCACGCACCGUGAACCAGCCUCCUGCCACGUAGCGAGACUGUGCACACUGAUGUUUACAAGGUCAAAGAGGCUUUCGUCAAGAGUCAUUGUAAAGACUAUUCAGACAGUGAAACAAUCAGCGACAUGUGCUUCCGGAAAGCUGCGCCUCGGAGGGUCUGCUUGCACAGCAGUGGUUUCCGCUGGACAUGCUGUCACAGUGAAGAAUUUCCAAGAUAGAACUGGUAGCCAGUAUAUUAAUAUUGAUACAAAAAUACAUGAGAAGAACUGGAACCAGGUUCAAAAUCAUGAAAAUAACAUUUUUACAAAAAAAAAAAACUAUAUUAAACAGGGUUUAAAGGAAAUUAAAACAGAACUAUGAGAAGUACAAUUUGUUAUAGUAUAGUAUCAAAUUUCUAUAUAGAUUUUAUACCUCGGUGGGGAAAAACUGAUUCCAGUGACAUUCAUUUUGUUUUCAUCUGUGAUAGUCAUGGAUGCUUUUUUAUUUCUCCUUGGGGUGCUGAAAUUGAGCUGGGGGGAAAGGCUCUUUGAACGUAGUUUUAAUUGCUUUCUACAAUUUUUAAAAUUUGGUUUGUGGGCUGUUGGAAUUGUAAUUUUUAAUUGCCUUCCAAAAAUGGAGAUUUAAAAUAAUGUCUGGUCUCACUGAACAGUUAGAUAUCUCAGUUGCUCUUGGGUCAGCUGGCUUACAGACUUUCUCUCACACACAGAUUUCUUAAUAGAUUUUCAACUUAACUUGAUUCAACCGAUUAUGCUUAAUACCCAAGAUUCAUCUACUGUACUACAGGUUUGUUUUCACAGCAAUAAAUCUUCAGUUUUUGGUUUAUGACUCCACUCAACAAAAGGCCUGCGGAAGUGAUUUAUUAUUUGGGUAUUUGGAGAUGAUGCAUUUGAUGGUUUUUUGGAAAACAGUUUUCACUCCAUAUUCAGAUGUGCUUCAUUGUCAAGUGCAUAUUUAGAUUAGGUUCUUGAAUUGUAAUGAACUGCUGCUUUUUUUAAAAAAUAAUAAAAUUUUAUGGAAAAUGUUUAAUUGGCAUUUUUUAAAUGAGUUAGCCAAAGAAGUGCAGUUAUUAUUCCAUAUUAUUAAUCCUGUACUUCUUCCCUAAAUUUAAUUUAGAUUAAAUUGGCUUCCUUUUUGUUUUCUAAUACUGCAAAAUAACCUGAGUAUCAAUUAAAAGUUGAAUAUCAAUUAAGUUUUAAAUCUCAUAGAAAAUCUCAUUGUGACAUUUUUCCUGAUAAGUAAAGCAAUCCAUUGGCAAAAGUG